AUGGCAGCAACUGCUGUCCGGGGCUGUUUUCUGUCAGCAUUGAGGACAAAGGCAAGAUGUCAGAGCCGUGGAUUUGACCGUUUGGCGGAGAGGACAGUAUGUCGGGUGUCCUCCGUUGACACAGUUCACAGCGGAAGCGGGAGCCUGGACGGGGGAGCUGCAGCGGGGGGAGGAGGCGGCGGCGGGGAGGGCAGCAGCUCCGCCUGGGUGAAGUCUGUGUCGGUGGGUCUGGGGCUCUGCGGGGCUGCGCUCUGGGACAGCCGAGAGGAGAAACGGAGAGACUUCAGAGUCCCCGCUAAGUUUUAUGAACUGUUGCCGUCUGCGCAGUGUGCGUCUCCCUUCAAACCCGACAGCCCCCGGUUUAGAUACAAUUUUAUAGCAGAUGUCGUGGAGAAGUCCACUCCGGCUGUGGUGUACAUUGAAAUCAUUGGCAGACAUCCUUUUUCAGGAAGAGAAGUCCCGGUGUCGAACGGCUCCGGCUUCAUCAUCAGCAGCGACGGCCUCAUCGUCACCAACGCUCACGUCGUGGCGAACAAGAGGGGCGUGCGCGUGAAGCUCACCAAUGGAGACACGUACCACGCCGUGGUCCAGGAUGUGGACCCAGUGGCGGACAUCGCCACCAUCAAAAUAUCUGCCAGGAACCCUUUACCCACACUCGCACUCGGCCAGUCGUCUGACGUCCGACAGGGAGAGUUUGUGGUGGCCAUGGGAAGCCCCUUUUCCCUACGGAACACCAUCACGUCAGGGAUCAUCAGCUCGGUGCAGAGAGGCAGUAAAGAGCUGGGCCUGUCCAACAACAACAUGGAGUACAUACAGACAGAUGCAACCAUCGAUUUUGGAAAUUCCGGAGGUCCGUUGAUCAAUCUGGAUGGGGAAGUCAUCGGCAUCAACACCAUGAAAGUCACAGCGGGAAUCUCAUUUGCUAUUCCAUCUGAUCGUGUCAGACUUUUCCUUAAUCAAGCUGCCCAAAGAAAAAGUUCCGGGACGAAAGCGCGCUACAUCGGGGUCAUGAUGUUGACGCUGACGCCCAGCAUUAUUGAAGAGUUAAAGAUGAGAGACUCGUCCUUCCCAAAGGUGACGCACGGCAUCCUAAUUCACAGAGUCAUCAUGGGCUCACCGGCCAACAGAGCCGGCAUACUUCCGGGGGACAUCGUGUUAGAGAUCAACGGGGUCAAGGUGAACACCUCAGAGGAAAUCUACCAGGCCGUGCGCAGCAGCAACAACAUCACCAUGGUGGUGCAGAGGGGAGACGAGUUACUCCGACUACAGGUGACUCCUGAGUGCAUAGAUUAA
Menidia menidia (Atlantic silverside) is the source of this 1293-nucleotide messenger RNA. The record is from the annotation of a GenBank genome assembly. NCBI's taxonomy places the organism in Eukaryota, Metazoa, Chordata, Actinopteri, Atheriniformes, Atherinopsidae.